GGACCCAAUGGUCCGAAAAUCCUCACCAUCUAAAAGUUAGUUCAACCAAAGUAAUCAAAUUCUCUCUUCUUCGAGUCUUCGAAAUCCCCAAACAAAUAGAAAAUCUGAAGAAUCACAAAUCUCCCAAAUUAGUUGGCAAUUAAAUCGCAAAUCGCUGCCCUGGUUUACUCGAAGAUUUUGCUCGAAGAAGGAACGACGUCGUUAUCGAGAUAUGGCUGUUGCAUCUGAGGAAACCACUAACAUAUGCAGCCACUGUGACAGAGCUAUUCCUUCCUUGAAUAUUGAUUUGCAUUUCGCUCAUUGUUCUCGGAAUCUUGAAAAAUGUAAAAUUUGUGGUGACAUGGUCCCAAAAAAGCAUGCUGAGGAACACUUCUUAAACACUCAUGCUCCGGUAGCCUGUUCACUAUGCAGUGAGACAAUGGAGCGUGAAAUUCUAGCAAUUCAUAAAGGUGAAAAUUGUCCUCAAAGGAUUGUCACAUGCGAAUUCUGUGAGUUUCCAUUGCCUGCAAUUGAUCUAGCUGAGCAUCAGGAGGUAUGUGGGAACCGAACAGAACUUUGCCAUCUGUGUAAUAGAUAUAUUAGAUUGCGAGAAAGAUACAACCAUGAGGCUAGAUGCACUGGUGUGUCAGACAGUACUGCAGGAUCUUCCAGGGAUGUGAGGGCAGCUGAAAGAGCACCAGGUGCUCCAAGAACGCAGCCACAUGAUUAUUCACGGAGACGACUUCUAUUCACCAUUGCAAUAACAGGCAUUGCUGUUCUACUGGGAUCAAUUCUUUUCCAGAGGAAAACAGGGAAUAAUCAAGUGCAUUAGCAGCAGAGAAGGUACACAUUAGGGCUUAUGUAAAUCACAGCUCCAAGGCUAUUUGAUUCCAUUUGUCUGGAUCUGUAAUCAACUGAGAGCAUACUGUUACUGUAUUGAACUCUGGGUUGUGAUAGUACAUUGACAGCUUGUGUACUGUUUUCCAUCAUUGGGAAAUAGCUUCAGCAUUUGUUUGCAUAAGAGAUGGGCUUUUGUAAAGUUACAUUCUAGUAAUUGCUGGCAAUUCCACUUCCAUCAAUUUACUACCA
Manihot esculenta (cassava) is the source of this 1068-nucleotide messenger RNA. Its product is annotated as XIAP-associated factor 1. NCBI's taxonomy places the organism in Eukaryota, Viridiplantae, Streptophyta, Magnoliopsida, Malpighiales, Euphorbiaceae. The coding region runs from base 212 to 811 and encodes 199 amino acids. The transcript is spliced from 6 exons. The record is from RefSeq and is a predicted model, not a curated record. Gene Ontology annotation, molecular function: zinc ion binding.